AGUUAAUCCUUGCCUUCAAGGACCCAAGAUGGGGAAAGAUAACAUAUAAAAGGAAGCGGCAAUGGAGAAGACUCUUGUACAGAGGCAUGGUGGAGAAAGCUUGAAGAUUCAAGAAUGGAGUCCAAUGGAGAAGAGAGCUAUGGCUGACCUGGGACACUUUCCUCAAAUUAGAGAUUCUGGGAGGAAUCAACCAAUCAGAGGAAAGGGCUGUAAGGGCGGAGUAUAUCUGCAUUGUGAGAAGGUUGGAGGUAAGGGUGAGUUUCCAGGAUGAGGUGAGGAGGCUACAGGAGCAAAGUGAACUUCCAUGGUGAGAAAGCUGCUAUAGUAUGGUGGGGAAAAGUCUGGAGAGUGGAGUGGAACCCAGAGAAGAAGAAAGACAAGUUUGAAGGUUUUAAAACUACUACUGGAAAUCUGCACUUUGGGCUAUUGUGAAAAUUAAAGAAAUGGUCUACAAGCAUAUAUAAGGAGUUGAAGAUUUAAAUUUUUGCCAUUUUGGGGGCAUAUAUCAUACACUUAUCAUUUUUCUCUUUUGGGAACUGAGAAACAUCAUGAGCACAACUCAAAGAAAGCGCCGGAGUGGAACAACAAAUUCCAGACAGGCUCAAAAACGAGAGCGAUUAGUAGGUCCAACAUCUGACAUGACUUCAGAAACUGAGCCAAUAGAGCUUGUAGAAAGUGCUGGAGAAGAAGUGGUGGACCUCACCUGUGAAUCUACAGAACCUGUGGUAGUGGAUCUAACUCACAAUGAUCCUGUGGUGUUUAUUGAAGAAAAUAGAAGGCAAAGAAGAAACCCAAGGAUAAGUCGAGGACAGCCUGACAGCUGUGUUUUGAGUAGCGAUGAUGAAGAAAUAAGAGACAAUGAUGUGUAUGUGACAGAAAAUCCUUCUAGAGAAUCAGUUGUUUUGGAAGAAGAAACAUCAAGCAUAAGGCCUUCUGGUACUGUUAGUUGUCCAAUUUGCAUGGAUGGAUACUCAGAGAUUUUGCAAAGUGGACGACUUAUAGUCUCUACAAAAUGUGGUCACGUCUUCUGUAGCCAAUGCCUCCGUGAUGCCCUUAGAAAUGCUAGCUCCUGCCCAACUUGCCGGAAAAAGCUGAACCAGAAACAGUAUCAUCCAAUAUAUAUAUGAUAUGUACUAUGUUUCUAGGACAGCCUUACGUGGAUUGCUGUGAAAAUGUCCUGAGGUUGUCAACAUACCUGACUGUAAGGAGAACUGAUUUUAAAAACGAUUACCUGGGGUGUAUGUAAACAGAUUUUAUGGUCCAAACUUUAAAUGUCAUAAACCUAGCUUUUUGUUUUCUCACGAUUGAUAAGGUUGGGCUGAAUUUCUGAGGGUCUGUGAAGUUUGGCUGAACCACAUGACAGCUCAGUAUCAUAAGAGUAUGUGAGCUCUUCAGUUUCAAAGUCAUCUUAAUCAAGUAAUCUAUCCAAUAAGCCUAAAAGAAUGAAAGGCAUAGAUGAGUGGCUUCUUCUCACUUUUGAGGUGCACAGGUGGGAAGAGUGGCAGAGUCCUGCUCCCAAGCAGGCUCAUCAGAUGAGUUUCACAUGCCUUGGUAUAAAAAACCUGUUUUUGAUUCACCGCCUAGAAUGAAGGACAUAAUGACAGGCUCUAGGCCUUCCCCAGGGAAAAAGAAUACCCUGAUGUAUUGAAGAAAUUGCAGAGCUGCCAAAAAUAAAGCUCCCCAGGUAUAGCUGCUGGGUCUUCACCAGCACACUUAAAUAUAGAACAGUGGCGCUAGGUCUCUGUGGAACCUGGAAGCAAACUCACUAGAGAUUUUUUUAAAAAAAUAUUAUUAUGAAAGAUUUCUUAUUGGCAAAGUCCAAAUUAUUGAAGCCUCACUUGAUCAUUAGCCGUGUGUUUCUACUUCAUAGAGACUCAUAUCAUACUUUUAGUUUUAAUUGGUAUCCAUUGACCUCCUCUCUUCCCUAAUUGAAUAAUCAGCAGCUGGUGAGCAGAUAGAUGUUUCAUAAAGUUGGCUGCCAAAUUAUAGAGCUCAGCAUUCAAGUCAGCCGCCUGUCAACACAGACAUGAGUUUCCAUCCUGCCAUCUCAGCCAUUUAUCAUUAGUAGAGAUCUAUGUGUUGGACUUUUAUAGAAACUUAUGAUGUUUAGCAUUUUAAGUUAGUGGCAUUAAAAGAGUAAGUGAUAGUUUUUUCUGCACAUAGAAAUUAAACCUUAUCUUAAAUGAGAUUGCUGACUAGGUUCCCUCCUCCUUUAAGAUGCAACUUUGUAAUAAAGCUCAUUACUUUUGAAAUUCUAAUUGCAUUGGGGCAGAAGUUUGUUCAGACUUUCACAUUCCUCCAAAAGCCUGGAUAUUGACAGUGGCAGGAAUGCCCCUUUCUGUCACACGUCUAUCUGCUGUCCAUAUUCUCAGGAAUGUUGAUAAUGCUGUAGUGUUAUAAACUUGCCCCAAAGAUGCAAAUGUGGGGCACAAAAAAGGCUUAAUUUUUGUAUUAUAAUAAAAACCAUUUUGUGUUGUUGCUUUUUCAGUCCCUUGAUGUCUGUCAAGGGGUUGGAGGUGGAGGGAACAGAUUCAUUUUUCCCCCAUGUGUUUUGCAGGUGGUGGAAGUAGUUUGUGACAUUAUUAGCUGCUUGGGGGGGAAAUCACUUCUCGGCAACUUCAGUUCAAGUCAUCUCUGCCUGUUUGUUAAUGAUAUCAAUACCAUUCUAUUGAUUCUUUUUUCACCCCCAGUUAUGAGGUGGGAGUUACUUUUUUGAAUCUGUGCCUAGCUGGGAUAAACUUUGUUUUAUGAAGUUUUGGUGUAUAUAUUUUUUGACCUUCAUGGAACCCUUUGCUUCUGAUGGUCCAUGCCUGUUGAGUUGGAUGCAGUCGUGCCUCCAAACCAUGGUUCUUUGCCCACUUAAAAACUAUGGGUUUUACUUUAGUGUCCUACCUUUUAACCCAGGGAAGGCUGGCAAAUUUUACUCUGUACCCCAGAAUUAUUUGUUCUUCACACACCAGUAAAGAGUUCUUAAAAUCCUGUAUUCCUCUGCCAAACCCUCUUAAUAUUAUUUACUUAAAACAAACUAAAAAUUUAAGACUGUUUAGAAAGAUUGUGAAGGGGGCAACUCUGGCUUUGCUACUGAUAACCAACCUUAUGUUUGAUGCAUUAAUGUAUAAAAUUUAGUUUAAAAUGAACAUUUCUCCCCUUGCCACAGGAAGAAAAAGCAGUAGCUAUAUUAUCAAUCCUGACUUUUAAAAAUAACAUUAAGUACCUUUUUAAUUAGAGUAUAUGUCAUAUUUUUAUCCAUCAAGUCAAGAAUAGGGGUGUAUUGAAGAUUAAUUUGGGAUUAUAUGUGUAUAGCUUUCCUGCUCUUGCUUUAAUUUUGAAUGGUAUUUUUAAUUAAGUUUGUUCCAAGUAGAUAUUUAUUUUUUGUCUUGUAUCAACUGUACUGAUGUGUAAGAUCCUUAAAAACCCUACAGAAUAUACAGCAGAGUUCUUUGACUAAUUUGUUUUGUGACUCUUCUUGAAAAACUAUAACUGCCCAAUUCUACUCUGUCAAUCACAAAUGUUAUUGUAUUAUUUCAUUGUAAAUCUAAAUUGAAAAGGUAAUGUUUAGUUGUAGUUAUUUGCUUAGUGUAGCAAUAUAGUUUUCCAGAACUGCAAAAUAUAAACAGGCUGAUUAUGUAAAAAUCAUACUUUUACUUUAUUUAUGUAUAUAGUUGACUUUUUUGUUAUUUAAAUUGUAUCCAGGUCCAUGUGUCAGGUCUGUUUUGAACUUCAGCUAAAUGGUUGUUAAUUAAGAUGAAAAUAAACCCAUUAAUUUGA
Messenger RNA from Monodelphis domestica (gray short-tailed opossum), 3768 nucleotides. RefSeq names its product ring finger protein 4 (gene RNF4). Gene Ontology annotation, molecular function: zinc ion binding; transcription factor binding. Gene Ontology annotation, biological process: positive regulation of transcription by RNA polymerase II. The record is from RefSeq and is a predicted model, not a curated record. Lineage: Eukaryota; Metazoa; Chordata; Mammalia; Didelphimorphia; Didelphidae. Gene Ontology annotation, cellular component: PML body.